CGCGUCCUGACCUCCGCCAACCUUAAAAUUCGGGGUCCUUUUAACUACUUCGCCGUCCUCGCUCUGCUUUAUCUCUGUUUGUUGAUACAUUGAUACAGUAAUUAUUAGACAGCAAUAACAGCAAAAUGGUUUCUAUUCUCGACCAGGCCGUGUUCGACGAGCAGGUCCGCACAAAGUUCUCUGAUGUCAUUGGCUCGAAGCUGGGCGGCAAGGUGAUCUCCUUCUCUGACGAGUUCUUCGCCGAGGCCUCGAAUCUUCUGGCUCCGAAGGCUCCUAUCCGCGACAAGACCCGGUACACCUACCAGGGUGCCUGGUACGAUGGAUGGGAGACCCGACGACACAACCCCGAGCCUGCCGACUGGGUCGUGAUCAAGGUGGGCGUUGACUCUGCCCGCUUGAUUGGCUGCGAGAUCGAUACCGCGUUCUUCAACGGCAACCAGGCGCCUGCUAUCAGCGUCGAGGGCACUUUCCUCGCCGACGACGCUGUUCCUGAUAAGGAUACCAAGUGGACGACUGUUAUCGAGAAAACCGAGUGCCUGCCCUCGCAGCGCCACUUCUUUGUCCGCAAAGCCGGUCUCACGACCGAGAACUACAACUACGUGCGUCUCAACAUGUACCCCGACGGCGGCAUUGCGCGCUUCAGACUCUACGGAACGCCCGUGCCCGUCUUCCCCGAGGCGCUCUCGACCGUCCUCGACCUCGCCUCGGUCUCGCACGGCGGCGUGGCCAUCAAGUGUUCGGACGAGCACUUUGGCACCACAGAUAACCUCCUCCUGCCCGGCCGCGGCAUCGACAUGUCCGACGGCUGGGAGACCACCCGCUCGCGCGUCCCCGGCUACGAGGACUGGGUUGUCGUGCGUCUGGGCGCGCGCGGCGUGAUCGACAAGGUAGUCGUCGACACUGCUUUUUUCCGCGGCAACUUCCCCGACCGGAUCCGCGUCGAGGCGAUCGAUGCGGCAGACGACACUGCGGCGCUCGCGGCCGCGAAGGACAACUGGACCGUCGUUGUUCCCGAGCAGAAGGCAAAGCCGGACUUUGAGCACGAGUGCGCGGUCGAAGGCGAGACCGCGUACACGCACGUCAAGCUCUCGAUGAUCCCGGACGGUGGAUGCAAGCGGUUACGCGUGUUUGCCCGUCGUGUUUUGUGAUUUGCGCCGCUCGUUAUGUUUACGACAGUAAUGACCUAAUUCACUAAUGCUAUGAGAUGUUAUAGAUCUAAUAAAUGA
Molecule: messenger RNA, 1226 nt
Organism: Myxozyma melibiosi
Lineage: Eukaryota; Fungi; Ascomycota; Lipomycetes; Lipomycetales; Lipomycetaceae
Exons: 4
Coding region: 126-1148 (340 amino acids)
Biological process (GO): allantoin catabolic process
Molecular function (GO): allantoicase activity
Source: RefSeq, a predicted model, not a curated record